This is a messenger RNA of Stegostoma tigrinum, 4548 nucleotides long. RefSeq names its product 2-Hydroxyacid oxidase 2-like. The record is from RefSeq and is a predicted model, not a curated record. The transcript has 8 exons. NCBI's taxonomy places the organism in Eukaryota, Metazoa, Chordata, Chondrichthyes, Orectolobiformes, Stegostomatidae. Gene Ontology annotation, molecular function: FMN binding; oxidoreductase activity. Bases 49 to 1116 code for a protein of 355 amino acids.
GCAACUUGCCGGAGAACGCAUGUUUUUUGAAAUUCAUCCAACCCAGUAAUGUCUAUGAUUUGUUUGGAUGAUUUUGAGGCCUACGCUGAAUCUUUCCUACCUUCAGCAGUGUGGGAUUUCUAUGCUGGAGGUGCAGAUGACUGUGAAUCAAGAGACAGGAACCUGCUUGCCUUUAAAAGGAUCCGACUCCGCCCUCGAGUCUUAAGAGAUGUUUCAGCAGUAGAUAUGAGAACCACUAUUCAGGGCACUGGGAUCAGCUUUCCUGUAGGGAUUGCUCCAACUGGUAUUUCCAGUAUGGCCUGCCCUGAUGGGGAAGUAUGCAUUGCCAAAGCUGCCGAUGCCAUGAAGACAUGUUAUAUUGCCAGCACGUAUGCAACAUGCUCCCUGGAGGAUAUUGUAGCAGCCUCCUCCGGCUGCUGCUGGUUUCAGCUUUAUGUUUUCAAGAGGUAUGAGGUUACUGAGAGGCUGCUGCAACGGGUCAAGAGCCUGGGGUACAAGGCUCUUGUGGUGACAGUUGAUGUGCCUUACAUCGGCAAGAGGAGAAAAGAUAUGUUGAACGACUUCAAGAUACCUGCCCAUUUAAAAUUGAAGAACUUUGAAAUAUUUAAGAAAGAUAAAGGUCGUAACAACAAUCUUCCUCUCUGCAACGAUGUUUUGAAUCCGGCAGUAACCUGGUCGGAUAUCCAAUGGCUACGCUCUCUAACUGAUCUCCCGAUCAUUCUGAAGGGCAUCCUGACAAAAGAGGAUGCUGAGCUUGCGGUAAGGCAUGGUGUCCAAGGAAUCAUUGUGUCCAAUCAUGGGGGAAGACAGCUUGAUGGUGUUUCGGCAACAAUCGAAGUGCUGCCAGAGAUUGUCGAAGCUGUGAGGAACUGUAUUGAAGUCUAUGUGGAUGGUGGAAUUCGAAGAGGAACUGAUGUCCUGAAAGCUUUAGCAGUUGGUGCGAAGUGUGUUUUCAUCGGCCGUCCAGCGAUUUGGGGAUUAACCUACAAAGGUGAAGAAGGAGUGAAACGUGUGCUUCAAAUUUUAAAAAGUGAGCUUCAUACAGCAUUGGCUUUAUCUGGAUGCAAAACUCUGUCUGAGAUUGACAGGACACUGGUGAAAUUUGCAAAGCUGUAAGAAUGGAUCAGUAUCAAUGAUUUAGAAAUACAAUUUCAAAAAUGAAUACGUUCCAUGGUUUGCACAAAAAGAUUAGCUGCAGAGAUUAAGAUCUUUCACUAAUUAAAAGCAUAUCGUCCUUGUUUAUUCUUUUUGCUCUGUUAAAUGCUUAGCUGGUGUCAACACAUAUGUAAACAGUGACUUUCUGUUAAAACCACAGGUCACUUGAAUUUUUGUUUGCACACUAUGGUGCUCAUAUUAUCCUUAUAACUAGAUCAUUUUGUUCUUUAAUUUCAGGACAGUUGGGGAUGAAAGAUGGACAGGAUAGGGGGACAGUAGGAAUUUAGGGUAGAAUCUUGAUGCACCAUAUUUCUGACCUAUUUAUGAUAGUGACCUGGGAAAAGGGUAGGUUGGCUGCCCUCCCCAUUAUCCACUCUGAUUAUGUACAUGAUAAAAGAUCAUUUUACUUAUACUGCCAGAAGAAAACUUUUUAUCCUGAACCUCAUUGUCAAAACAUCCCCACAAUUCCAAUGUCAGCUUGAGUAUAACUGACAGACUCAAUCCAACCUAUGUUUAUACCAACACGAAAUUAUCUUUAUAUAGCAGCUUUAAGGUAACACAAUACUCCAAGAUAAUUCAUAGAAGCUUCAGAAAACAAAAUCAAACAGGAAGUCGUGAAGGACAUACAAACAUGAGACCAUGUGAACAAGGAGCAGCGGUAGGCCAUUUAGUUCCUUGAGACUGUUUUGCUAUUCUACAAGAACAUGGCUGAUCAGAUUGUAACCACAAAUCCAUUGUCCUACCUACCCUCUCCAUCAUUUACCAAAAAUCUAUCCAUCUUUGAAUUUAAAAUGUUGAAAGACUCUGCAUCCACCACCUUCUCACAGAAAGAGUUCCAAAGAUUCAUGACCCUCUGUGAGAAAUAUUUUUUCCUCAAUGCGGCUUCAGUGGAUGAUGCCUUAUUUUUAAACAGUGGCCAUUAUUUCUAAAUUCUCCUAUUACAGCAAACAUCAAUUCCACAUCUAUCUUAUCAAGAUCCUUCAGAAUCUUCUGUUUCAAUCAAGUUGCCUCUUACUCUUCUAAGCUCCAGUAGACACAAACCUAGCCUUUCCCACCUUUCCUCAUAAGACAACCCUUAAAGAGAAAAAAGCAAGUUAUGUGGAAAUUGCAGAGAGGGAAUUCCAAGGCUUGCAGUCAAGAUAGCCGAACAUGCGACGAUGAUAAUGAACCAGUUAAAACUGAGAAUGCUCAAGAGGCCAGAACUGAAGGAGGCACAGUCAUUCUGGAAGGUUGUGGGGCUGGAGGAGACUACAAAGAAGAGUGACACAUUGGCAGGAUUUAAUAAUAAGGAUGAGAAUUUUAACAUCAAGUCAUCAAUUGACUGGAAACCAAUGUAGAUGAAUCAGUACAGGGAUGAAAAAGGGAACGGAGCUUGCUUCAAGUUAAGAAAUGGGCAGAAUUUGUUGACAUCAUGCCUACAAAUGGUAGAAUGUGAGAUCAGGAAGGACUGUGUUGGAUUCAUUUACUCUAGUAGUUACAAAAUAAUUAUCUAAAGGUUUGAACAGUUGAACAGCUAUAGUAAGGAAAUGUCAGGUAAUUUUAUAGAGGUUGCAAGUUGGAAAAUUAGUGAAAUUUGUGCAGGAGCUCAAGGCAUCUGUACAGGCCUGACAUUUCCUUGGUACCAAUUCAUUUUUUGUUGUGAGUCUGUACUCUGAAAUGGGGAAAGAAAAAUAAACAACACAAAGCAACAAACUUAUAUGGUGAGGGGCAAAAAUCCAAAGCUAUUGCACAGAGAUAAAGGGAAAAAUAGAUAAUGAAUCUCAAAGAUUUUGAGUAAGGUGAUCAUUUACCUUGUCAAAGAAAUGGGUGUUAAGAGCAGCUGGAGAGGCAGAGUAAUUCAGGCAAAUUUGGAAACACGAUUAAGCCCAAGGCAAACAUUACAGACUUUAAUGAUGGAUACAAGCAGCGUAAGAGACCAGUGCCACUGGAACAGAAUGAUCGAGCUGAUUAUAAGCAGUGGAGAAAAUUACAGAGGGUGAGAGAUAUGUGGCCUUUGAGAAUUAAAAAAAACACAAAACUAAGCAGGUCGCGUAAGACCAACACUACAAAACAAAGAACUGUGGAAUUGGCAUCUCUAUCCCACAAGAUGGUGCUGUGUAACUUUCAAUUCUAGUUUGAUAAUGCCCACCUUCCUGAGCUGUCAUUGUAAAAAGGGGGGAUGCUGGGAAACUGCUUAUCCUGUUUAUGUUAAAAAAAAUGUAUCGGCAUUCAUGUUUUACAUUUGGUUGAAAGCUACUCUCAUGACUGUUAGCCAAUAGCAGAAAUUAAUUAUUUUACAGCUAAUACAUAAAGUUGUAGGAGCUGUUCUGAAUGCAUCAGCAAGAUUGUGUGUGAAAGAACGUUCAGCAUCAUCAACGUUUGGAGCCCUGUGUGAUCAGCUUGGUUUGCUAUAACAAACUUGGGCUUGAAUUUACUCUGCUGGUGGGUUUGAAGAUUGGUGGUGGAGCUAGAACAUAAAAUGCAGCAGCACAAAGGGAGAGAAAAGGUAACACUUAUAGUGGUCAUUCUGGAUCUCCAUUAUGUAGAAUACGAGAUGACUUGGACCAGAAUGCCUCUUUCGCACGUUUCAUAAGACUUUCCUUCUGUGAAGUGUCCUUCCCACCACUCCUUGCCCAUGUUUUACCUGAAAUUUUGCAGGAGCCUAGGGAGACCUAGACAUUCUUGAACUUUUAUUGCCCUUAAUUGGUCAAUUAAUGGCAACCUAAGGGCUUCAUCUCAACUCCAUCGAUCUCCAUAGGAUAGGAGGGACCAACAGCAUGGGGAAAAUCUGGCAAGUAUAGAUGCGUGGGUCCAUGUCAGGUAAAGGGUGGUGGAUCUCCUAUGUGAGUCCUCUAGACCCCUCAAAGGCACAGUUUCCACUUUGACCCUCUCUCUGGUCUCUUGAACCCUGCUCUCCACCAAUCCACCUCACCCCUACCACCACCACCUGCAUCUACUCCCUGUCUCUAUUCUCAAGAUAUAACCAGACUCCUUCAGUUGGUGGGACUGCCUGUAGUUCCAGCGGUAACCACCACUCCUGGCUCACAAUAGAGACUAGAGAGUUGUUAGCCAAUCCAGUGGACAGCAGAUAUCUAGGUGGGACUUUCUCCAGAGAAAUUGGUCUUAUAGCAAUUAAAGCUGCUCCCAGUGUUGCUGUUGGGCAGCUACUGGAAUUAGCGAACAGGGAAUCUGGUGCACUGUGUAAUUCCACCCUUUGUUACAGAGCUGGAUACAUCUACCCAAAAGUGUAAUACUUCUCUGAAGUCAAUCCUACAUGCCAUGGCUAACAAAAUUAAUUCCUUUGUCGACAUGCUCUAGCUGUUUGUUACUAAACUUGCAAUAUUACAUUACCCCAAAAUAAACACGCACUCAAUAAAGUCUUUAUCGUGAAUGAGAGGCAAGUAUUGAACCUUA